GGUACAGCCGCUAAAAAUGAAGUCGCAUAAUGUCCCAGUUCGGUUGCUAUGUCAUGUCUCCGCCUGAAACAAAACUGAGAGUUUGUGUUCUGUAAUUAAACUUAUAAUUGACGAUGACAACGUCAAUACAAAACACUAGAAUUAUCGGAUCGGGUGUCUUAAUAUUACUGCUGACAUGGAUUUUUCACUUCAGAGGCGGCGUCACUCUCUCUUCUACUACCAAAGAUCUCACUCUUGUCUUCAAUGUUCAUCCUGUACUGCUGGUGAUCGGUUUUAUUCUCUUGAAUGGUGAAGCCAUGCUAGCAUACAGGACAGUCUCCGGAACAAAGAACUUUAAGAAGGCAGUGCAUUUGAGUAUCCAAUCUGCUGCUUUUUUAUUGAGUUUGAUUGGGGUAUAUGCAGCAUAUAAGUUCCACAAUUUGAAGGGCGUUGACGAUUUCUACAGUCUGCAUUCGUGGCUCGGUCUUUCUUGUUUAUUCCUGUUUGGCGUCCAGUUGGCUACCGGCUUUUAUACCUUUUGGUAUCCUGGUGGUUCUGUAAAUGGAAGGGCUUCUUUACUACCAUGGCAUGUAUUCUUUGGGAUAUACAUUUAUGCACUCGCAAUUAUCACUGCUGCUACCGGAUUUCUGGAGAAAGCCACGUUCAUGCAAGUCCACAAUAUAAUAUCACGUUACUCGACCGAGGCAUUGUUGGUGAACACCCUGGGUAUGCUAACUGUUAUUCUCGGAGGAGUUGUGGUUUACGCACUUGUUACGCCCGCAAAUGGAAAAGGGGACGCCUAUAGACCUCUAGAGUAUGAAAUGCUACGUCCAACUAUUUAACCGAUUGAUCCGUGGUGAUAAUCUUGUAGAUCAGUAAUCUUUGGUUGUGAGCUAAUAGCAUCUGCUGAAACUGAAUACUCGACAUUUUCAACUCUUACAAAUGUAUGCGGAUUUGCAUUGGUUAGUUCAGAGGAGUUUUGUACCGGUUGGUUGUGCUUUGAAGAAAGUUGACAUUACAUUAGACACAAAAGUAGGAUACAACAUUUGGAUAAAAUAGCAAUGGAGUUGCAGCAUUUUUCACUUGCCGGGAUGAUGGUAUGGUUAAUAUUAAAUUUUUUUUGAUUUGCAAUUGCUUAUUGUAUAAACAAGUUACAAAUGAAAAUAUCAUUUUUAGAAAUUUGUUA
Messenger RNA from Mercurialis annua (annual mercury), 1165 nucleotides. RefSeq names its product transmembrane ascorbate ferrireductase 2-like. Gene Ontology annotation, molecular function: oxidoreductase activity. The record is from RefSeq and is a predicted model, not a curated record. The transcript has 4 exons. Lineage: Eukaryota; Viridiplantae; Streptophyta; Magnoliopsida; Malpighiales; Euphorbiaceae. Bases 114 to 821 code for a protein of 235 amino acids.